Molecule: messenger RNA, 474 nt
Organism: Rotaria sordida
Lineage: Eukaryota; Metazoa; Rotifera; Eurotatoria; Philodinida; Philodinidae
Source: the annotation of a GenBank genome assembly
UUGAUUAAUUUCGUAUUCUUUCGUUUGAAAAAUACAUCAUCAGUUGUGCCAAAAGUCACACAAGAUAUAAAAGAAGCAGCUAAAGAACAUGUACGAGAAUUACGUCGUGAAUUUGAUAAGCCAAUUAAAUUUUCAACUAGUCGUGCUAAAUAUUGGGAUACAGCUGAUUCAAUAGUUUUUAAUCGUCAUAUUGGAAAAUUUACACGACCAGUAUUAAUUGGUACUAUUUUAAUUAAUAUGUUCUAUUGGGGUUAUUAUCGAGAAGAAAAUGAUAUUGAUGAAAUGCUUGAUAUGGAACCAUGGCAAGUAUUUCCUCGAUUAAAUCUAGAAUAUCUUAAAACAGCUGAAAGACAAUAUCGUGAAGCUGGUCUUGAUACAAAUCAAAUAGAAGUCAAGAAGAAAAUGAUUCAAGAUAUGUUUCAACCACAAUUAAACGAAGAAAUUCGUGUGAAAAACAAUCAAAUAAAUAAAUAA